Messenger RNA from Ooceraea biroi (clonal raider ant), 2316 nucleotides. Its product is annotated as aurora kinase C. Gene Ontology annotation, biological process: protein phosphorylation. The record is from RefSeq and is a predicted model, not a curated record. Gene Ontology annotation, molecular function: ATP binding; protein kinase activity. NCBI's taxonomy places the organism in Eukaryota, Metazoa, Arthropoda, Insecta, Hymenoptera, Formicidae.
CAGCAUCCCCAAAUGCAGCGCUAAAAGCGUCGCUAACGUCAAGUACUUCAUCUACAUUCCCUUGUGAUAUGUGGCAAAUUUUAUAUUGACCAAUCAACGAGAGGCAUGCAUUAUUUUGAAUAAACCGUUUGAAGUUUGAAAAGGCUGGCAAGUUUAGCUAUUUCUUUCGCUUCGUUAUCUUUAUUUUCCUGAUGUAAGUGAUUACUAAAAGAAGUACAUCCUUCAUCAUGGACGCUUGAGUACAGUGAUUUAUGUCGAAAAUACGAUAUUAUAUUAUUAGCUGCAUAUGUGAGCUCUUGUACGUAUAUAUAAAUGUGAUAAACUGAUAUUUGGAACUUCAAAAUUGUUGCUACGGUGCAACGACACGUAUGCGUGCGGCGUGUGUGUAUGUGCAUAUAUGUGUAAAUUCCUCAUUACAGUACGAAUUUUUUCAAGUGUUGUUUUGAUAACUUAUUGCGGAAAACAUUGUUAUUUAUUAUUUGAAUCAAGAACAAAGAGUGUUUAUUUCGUUUAAAAUGGAUAAGACAAAUAUGGCCCAUCAUCAGUUAUCUGCAAAAACAUUAAAAAUUAAUAAUUUCAAAAGUUUGCACAUUUCCAACCCAGUUUUAACAGAGAUGAUUGCUCCAUCGGGAUGUAUAAAAACUACGAAGAAUGAUAACAAAGAGAAUUGUGAAGUUAGUUCAACGAGCAAUGAAAUUAACCAAAAGGAGACUAAUUCGGCAAAGAAGUCAGUGGAAUUAAUGCCACCACCUAAAUUACCAGGAACAGUCACUUAUUCAAGUACCGAAACUUUGCCGAAAUCUGCUAACUUUGCACAAGAUCAAAAGAAUUCCAAUAGUGAAAAAAGCAAAGAGAGUAAUGAUAAAAGUGAAGACGUCCAGAAAGAUGGAUCCAAUACAAACUCAAACAGUGGAAAUAACGAGAAUGAAAGUCAAAAGAAAUGGGUAUUGACUGAUUUUGACAUCGGUCGACCCCUAGGUAAAGGAAAAUUCGGUAAUGUUUACUUAGCCAGAGAGAAGAGGUCGAAAUUUAUAAUAGCUAUGAAGGUCUUGUACAGAUCGCAAAUAGAUAAUGCAAAUAUCUCGCAUCAAGUACGAAGAGAAAUAGAAAUCCAGACUCACUUAAGGCAUCCAAAUAUCUUGCGGAUGUAUGGAUAUUUCUAUGACGACAAGCGAAUUUACUUAAUAUUAGAAUAUGCACCAAAAGGGGAGCUGUAUAAGGAACUGAAUAAUCAACCUAACAAACGGUUUGAUGAAGCAAGAACAGCUACUUAUAUAGCGCAGCUAGCAGACGCGUUGAAAUACUGUCACAGCAAGGGCGUUAUUCAUCGAGACAUUAAACCUGAGAAUAUACUCCUUGGAGUAAAUGGUGAAUUGAAAAUAGCCGACUUUGGAUGGUCUGUGCAUGCUCCUUCCUCCCGAAGAGACACCUUGUGUGGCACUUUGGAUUAUUUGCCACCCGAAAUGGUAUCUGGCAAAACGCAUAAUCACACAAUUGACUUUUGGAGCAUUGGAGUAUUAUGUUAUGAAUGUUUGGUUGGCAAACCACCAUUCUAUGCGACAACUAAUGACGAAACAUAUGUAAAUAUAAAAAAAUUACGAUAUACGUUUCCGAGUUUCGUCGGCGAAGGCGCGAAGGAUUUAAUUUCGAAGUUGAUAGUUAUUGAUCCUGAAAAGAGAUUAGAUAUGGAUGGCCUCCUCGCGCAUCCUUGGAUUGUAAGCAAUCGACAAAUAACAAAUAAGAAAUGAGAUGUUUAGCCGUAUGUAAAGCUUAAUUAUAUUAGAGAUAUAAACUUGCUUAAACAUGAUACAUAAAUCUAUCAAGCAAAUCUAAACUCUUUCGAUGAUCAUCGGAAGAUUGAUAAUAAACGAUUGCCUUUAUUAAUAUUAUCAAUUAUAUAUCUAAAAUAUUUUUUUUAUACAAAUAAAUGGUAUUGGGAUUAUGUACGUAACGAAGCUCUUAGUCGAUACAUUUUUUUAAUUGAAAAUCAAUUUUUUAUUUGACGAAAUAUGUACAUCGCCAUAUCGCUUUCGUUUUUCUUAAUUUCGCGCAUGCGUUUUUGUUUUAGCAGAAUAGACUGAAUUGGUAGAAAUCGAGAUUGUAAAUAAACGCGGAGAUUGUAUGAAAAAUUAUAUUAAAGCUAUUUAAUUGAAAAUAUAAAAAAACUCGUAAAUCUCUGUACACGUAAUUAAAACAAAAGGGAGAAACUCGUUGAACAAUUUUAUUGUAUGAUUGAUGGAAACUUCACUAAAGGUCACUGUUAUUCUAAUAUAUAAUAUAUUCAUAUCAUUUCUGUACUGAUGUAUACCUAGGAAA